AUGGCGGACUUGUCGAGGAAAAUUGGCACAUUAAACGAAAAUUUUAAGAAAACAUUCCACGACGGUGUCAAUCAAAUGGAUAGUGGAAAUUAUACAUUUUUGAGCCAUCGAGUGCGGUCAUAUCCAUUGUUAUCAAUUGUACCUAAUUCUUUUGGCAAUUUUUUUUAAUUCAAAUUUUCAAUGGGCGAAAUAAAGAGGAAAGUGUUGGUGUUAUACGUCGGAGGUACCAUUGGGAUGCAAAAGAACGAAUACGGAGUUUAUAUGCCGGUACCGGACGCAUUCGUUAAUAAAAUUAAAUCCACUUCAGAAAUGCAUGACGCGAAAAUAGCAACUAAGUACAAAAUCGAUUUAAAUGAAAACGAACUUAUCCUACCGAAUUUGGGGCCCAAUCUAAUUAUUUAUAGGAUUAAAGAAUAUCAUCCACUGCUUGAUUCAAGCAACAUGGCUACCAAAGAGUGGAUAAGAAUAGCUGAAGAUAUAAAAGAAAACUAUUCGAAAUUUGAUGGUUUCGUCGUACUCCACGGGACAGACACGUUGGCUUACACAUCGUCGGCGCUCUCGUUCAUGUUGGAAAAUCUCCAAAAACCCGUUAUAAUUACCGGAUCCCAAAUACCAGUUUUUGAAUCUCGCAGCGAUGCAAAAGAAAAUUUUUUGUCGUCGCUGAUCUUCGCGGGUUGCUAUAAUAUUCCAGAAGUAUGUGUGUUUUUUGCCAACAAACUACUAAGGGGGAACAGAACGACCAAAGUUAGCUCAAACUGUCUCGAUGCUUUCGACAGUCCCAACUAUCAUCCACUUGCAACGACCGGUAUUGAAGUUAACUUGCAUUAUCACUACAUAGCAAAAAGGAAUUCUUCGAGCAAGUUUUCUGUUCAUACCAAUCUGAGUUCAAAUGUUGGCAGGCUAACCUUCUAUCCAACAAUUGCUAGUGAACAGUUGGAGUCCUUUUUGAAACCCCCUAUUGAGGGCAUUGUGCUUCAAAGUUACGGAGCGGGUAAUAUUUCUUCCAACCGAACAGAUCUUCUUAAGGUAUUAAAAACGGCGGUGGACAGAGGUGUUGUAAUUAUUAAUAUUACACAAUGUUCGAAGGGAUCUGUUAGUGUAACUUACGAGGCCGGCAAGGCGUUGGAACAAUUGGGGAUAAUAUCUGGUGGUGAUAUGACAGCGGAAGCAACUUUGACUAAACUCGCAUACAUUUUAGCGAUGCCUUGUUCCUACGAAUCCAGAGUAAAACUCAUGAAGUCCAACUUGAGAGGCGAACUUAGUAGCGCAAUUUUUAAAUACCACAAUAACAAUGAAAAAGAAACCGCUAGUGGUUCUAUAGCAACGUUACCAAGUUGUUUUUAAUAUAUCUGGUGCUUCCUUGAAAAAACUUGUUCAAUGUGACU
Molecule: messenger RNA, 1385 nt
Organism: Cylas formicarius (sweet potato weevil)
Lineage: Eukaryota; Metazoa; Arthropoda; Insecta; Coleoptera; Brentidae
Product: L-asparaginase
Exons: 10
Coding region: 181-1344 (387 amino acids)
Biological process (GO): amino acid metabolic process
Molecular function (GO): asparaginase activity
Source: RefSeq, a predicted model, not a curated record